Molecule: messenger RNA, 1017 nt
Organism: Naumovozyma dairenensis CBS 421
Lineage: Eukaryota; Fungi; Ascomycota; Saccharomycetes; Saccharomycetales; Saccharomycetaceae
Gene: HEM3
Product: hydroxymethylbilane synthase
Exons: 1
Coding region: 1-1017 (338 amino acids)
Biological process (GO): heme biosynthetic process
Cellular component (GO): cytoplasm
Molecular function (GO): hydroxymethylbilane synthase activity
Source: RefSeq, a predicted model, not a curated record
AUGAGCUCCUCCUCCACUACUGUACCCAAACCCAAACAACUAUCCAUCAAGAUCGGUGGUAGAAGAUCCAAACUAGCGGUUGCACAAUCUGAAACAAUCCAAAAACUAAUUCUCUCAAAAUUCCCCGACGCAGAAUGUCCAAUCUUCUCCACUCAAACACUAGGUGAUCAAAUUCAAUUCAAACCAUUAUUCUCCUUCGGUGGUAAAGCCCUUUGGACCAAAGAACUAGAAGACAAACUAUAUCAUGAUGAUCCCCAGGAAAGAUUAGAUUUAAUAGUCCAUUCUUUAAAAGAUAUGCCAACUUUAUUACCCGACGGGUUCCAAUUAGGUUGUAUCACUGAAAGAUCUGAUCCACAAGAUUGCCUAGUAAUGCCCCUAGGGUCUCCAUAUAACUCUUUGAAUGAUUUGCCUGAUGGGGCUAUAGUGGGUACUUCAUCUGUGAGGAGAUCUGCUCAAUUGAAAAGGAAAUUCCCAACUUUGGUGUAUAAGAGUAUUAGAGGGAAUAUUCAUACUAGGUUGGAUAAAUUGGAUGAUCCACAGAAUGAAUUUCAAUGUAUCAUAUUGGCUGCUGCUGGAUUGAUUAGAAUGGGGUUGAGUCAUAGGAUUACUCAGAAAUUUGAUUCAGAAACAAUGUAUCAUGCUGUUGGGCAAGGUGCGUUGGGUAUUGAAAUUAGGAAAAAUGAUGAUAGGAUGAUGGGAAUACUGAAGGAAAUUUCUCAUUUGGAAACUACCGUUUGUUGUCUUGCUGAAAGAAGUUUGAUGAGAACUUUGGAAGGUGGUUGUUCUGUCCCAAUUGGAGUGGAAUCAAAUUAUGACAAAGAUUCUAAAUUAUUGAUAUUGAAAGGAAUAGUAAUUGAUGUAGAAGGUAAAACUGCAGUGGAAGAUUCUCAUCAAAUGGUUAUUAAUGAUGUUGAAAGGGAUACCAUUGAAUGUGGGAAAAUUUUAGCUGAAAAAAUGAUCCAUAAUGGUGCAAAGAAAAUUUUAGAUGAAAUUAAUCUGGAUAGAGUUAUUCAAUAG